Molecule: messenger RNA, 849 nt
Organism: Rosa chinensis
Lineage: Eukaryota; Viridiplantae; Streptophyta; Magnoliopsida; Rosales; Rosaceae
Exons: 6
Coding region: 1-462 (153 amino acids)
Source: RefSeq, a predicted model, not a curated record
AUGGCGGUGAAGCACGGGCUCCACCGAAACAGAGCCGCCAGAUCUCAUUCCCAACUGCGUCUGUGCUUAAUCUGGAGGUUGUACAUAUUGAAGGGGGAGAGGUUUGUACUGGAAACAAGAAAAGAGAACAAACAAAGAUACUGUCAAGUCUUCAACAACAGGUUUGAUGAUUUGGCAUCAGAGGUGGAUCCAGCCAAUGUAAGGCCAAUUCAAGAAGGGGCUGUCAAUGCAUUGUUGGAAGCGGAAAAAGUUGUUGAAGCUACAAAACAAGCAAUCAAAAGGAAAAUUGCACAAGCUGCUUCUGUUGACUUCCAAUCACGAAGCCUACCGGCAAAGCUUCGUAUAGAACCGGAUGAUCCUGAGGAUGUGAAAAUUGCCAAACGCAAGAAGAUACAUGCUUUUAAGUCAAAAAUGAGGAUGGAGCAGUUGGAAGUCACUCAGAACAAGCGUCAAAAUGCUUAGCAGCAGUUCCAAACUACCAAGGCAAGACUAAGAAGAGUGGUUAUUUAUCUGGACGCAAGCGGGAGAGCAUCUUCAAGUCUCCUGACGAUCCUUUUGGAAAGGUUGGGGUGACUGGCAGUGGGAAGGGUUUGACAGACUUUCAAAAGAGAGAAAAGCAUUUGCAUCUCAAAGGGGGAGCAGCUGAGAAUGAUGAUGAGGCUCCUUAGCUCCAAAUCUACCUUCCCUGUACCUAGUCAAAAAGGUCCAGUCUGAGCUUGUUAGCUAAAAACCUUUGGUAGUAUUAAAACCUGUAAUGCUCUUACGACCGUGGUUAUUGUUGCUGUAAUAGUUUGCUUCUCCUAUUGAAUAUGUGUUUUUGUCUAUAAAUGAAUGAACGGUUUCAUAUCA